This is a messenger RNA of Paralichthys olivaceus (Japanese flounder), 1596 nucleotides long. Its product is annotated as glucagon-like peptide 2 receptor. Gene Ontology annotation, molecular function: peptide hormone binding; glucagon receptor activity. Gene Ontology annotation, cellular component: plasma membrane. The record is from RefSeq and is a predicted model, not a curated record. NCBI's taxonomy places the organism in Eukaryota, Metazoa, Chordata, Actinopteri, Pleuronectiformes, Paralichthyidae. Gene Ontology annotation, biological process: adenylate cyclase-modulating G protein-coupled receptor signaling pathway; cell surface receptor signaling pathway.
AUGCCAACCCUGCUGCCAAGCUGGCACAAGAGGACCUGGACCACCCUCCUGCUCGUACUCCACCUUGUUAUCUUCAGCCACCAGGUGACAGGCUCGGUGCUUGAAAGUCUGAUAGCUAAACGGACUGAAUACUGGGAGAACUGCAAUAGAACUCUGGUGCACUCACUCCCCAAAACAGGAAACUACUGUAAAGGGACGUUUGACACAUUUGUGUGUUGGCCUCAUUCAUCUCCAGGGAAUGUGUCAGUCCCCUGUCCUUCUUACCUGCCAUGGAUCAGUGAGGAUGACUCCAGGAGGACACACAGAGAGUGUUUAGAAAAUGGGAAAUGGCGACAGAGGGAGAAUUCCUCUGAACCCUGGAGAGAUGACGCACAAUGUCAGGAGGACCAGUACUUUAAGGACAAGGAGGAUGAAAUGCUUCGCCAGACAGCCCUCAGGCUCAUCUCUGUUAUUGGCUAUUCCCUGUCCCUGACCUCCCUCACCCUGGCCACUCUCCUGAUGGGCAUGCUCAGGAAGCUCCACUGCACCAGGAACUACAUCCACAUGAAUCUGUUUGUGUCGUUCAUCCUGAGAGCCGUAGCUGUCAUUUCCAAGGAAAUCGUAUUAUACAUCAUGUAUUCCAACCUGCCCAAGGACGACCCCGGUUGGAAGUCCUACUCAAGCUCUCCAACAGCAUUGAUGUGCAAAUUCUCCAAAGUGUGCAUGGAAUACUUUGUGGCCUGUAACUACUUCUGGCUUCUGGUGGAGGCCAUCUUCCUCCACACACUCCUCUUCACCGCCGUGCUGACUAAGAGACGACUGCUGAAGAAGUACAUGCUGCUGGGAUGGGGAACUCCAGUCUUAUUUGUGACACCAUGGACAGUCGUCAAGAUUGUAUAUGAAAACACAGAAUGCUGGUCAAUCGUGAACCGAUGGUUCUGGUGGAUAAUAAGGGGCCCGAUUACUUUGUCAGUGCUCGUGAUAUUCUUCAUAUUCAUCAAGAUCCUGAUGCUGCUGCUGUCCAAGCUGAAAGCAGAUCAGGUGAAAUUUACAGACUACAGAUACAGCUUGGCAAGAGCAACACUGGUCCUGAUCCCUCUGCUGGGAAUCCAUGAAGUGGUCUUUACAGUGCUGAUAGAUGAAUGUGUGGAGGGCAACAGUCGCUACGCCAGGAACUUCCUGAACCUCACCCUCAGCUCUUUCCAGGGUUUCUUGGUUGCCGUGCUGUACUGUUUUGCUAACGGAGAGGUCCAAGCUGAGCUUAAGAAGCGCUGGCAGCUUUUCCUGUUCACCAACCACUUCCAGGUCAGGGGCUGUUUUAGGGGCGCGCCCCUAAAGCACCUGUGGAAGUGCACCCGAGGGCACCGCCCCCCGUGUGCUCGGCAGAAUGACUCUUGCAACGAGAGUGGCACUUACACAACUCAUCCACACCUGCAUCAGGUGGCUGUACAUGGAGGAAGUGGAGUGCUUGGAUUAGGAGAGGUUAAAGGUCAGGGGCUAAAAGACUGUGACAUGACAGGGCUUGACCUUCUCACCAGGAAGAGCCUGUCCAGUAGCGAUGGGGAGAUGACGCAUGGAGAGACCAUGGAGGAAAUUCUGGAAGAGAGCGAGUUCUGA